UUGAGGCAGUCGGUGCUGCCAAAAAUCCAGACUUACCACCGUCUCACAGCUUUUCCACUAACUUUCUUCACAUUUAGAAGUUGGACCACUUAUUUCCCUUCCGUCGUUGGUCACACUUGAGCACAGUUUUGUCACAGCUUUCCUAACAGAGGGUUUUCUCGCAGACUCCAGGAUGAGUAAAAACAGCAAAGUGUUGAACCUGAAGGAUAAAAUCAGCGGUAAUGAAAUGGACCUGAGCCUGUGUAACCUCACCGAGGUGCCCGUCAGAGAGCUGGCUUUAUUCACCAAAGCAACUGUUCUGGACUUGUCCUGCAACAACAUUACCUCCCUCCCUCCAGAGUUCUGCAGCCUGACCCACCUGGUGAAGGUGGAUCUGAGUAAAAACCAGCUGACCUCUCUGCCAGAUGACCUGGGGAACCUGGCUAGCCUUCAACAUCUGGACCUGUACAACAACAAGCUGAGCGUCCUGCCUGUCAGCUUCUCGCAGCUCAGGAGUCUGAAGUGGUUGGAUCUGAAGGAUAACCCGCUGGAGGCUGGCCUGGCCAAGGCAGCAGGAGACUGUCUGGAUGAGAAGCAGUGCAAACAGUGUGCCUCCAGGGUUCUGCAGCACAUGAGGGCUAUUCAGGAUGAGGUCGACCGUGCACGAGAGAAACGCCUCCUGAGGGAAAAAGAGCUGGAGAGGAAGAAGGAGGCGAAGCAGAGGGAGCGGGAGGCCAGAGAGAAGGAGGCUCGCAAACGGGAGAAGGCGGAGCAGAAGGAGAAAAGGAGGAAAGAGUACAACGCUCAGGUGGCGGCCGUGGCUGCACGGGAACAGCAGAAGAAGAAGAGCGAGGAGAAGAAGAAAAAGAACGGACAGGCAGCAGCAGAUAAAAAGGUUGUCGUGGAAUCGGCGCCUAAACCCCGACGUUCUCUCAUUGGCCUGAUGUUCAAGGUCCUCCUCCUGCUGCUACUGGGAUUGGCCGGAGUCGCCGCCGCCUGCAGACUGACCGACCUGCAGAAGGAAGCCAUGUGCGUGCCGGUCAACGUCGCCGUGGACGACAGCCUAUCCUGGGCCAGAGAGCAGGAGGGCGUGGUCAGACAGCUGGUGCAAAAUCUGUCGUCCGCGGCGAAGGAGUUUCUCGAAUCUACGCAAGCGUCUAAGAACUAAACUAUCAUCCGCCUCCAUCAGCUUCCAGAGCUGCAGGUUCCCCACCCCUGCCUGGCCUGGAAUUUUUGUUUUUUAAUAAGCUGAAAUCUUGAAUCUCAUUGAAAAUGGGCAACCCUGCAUCCCCUCACCCCGCUGGAGGUGCUGGGAGGUGAAGUCUGUACAGAAGGAUGAAGGGCGAUGGACAGAUGUGUUGAAAUCAUCUUAAAUUCCUAUGGAAUUGUUGUCACUCUUGUACCCUCUUCGUACUACAGCCUGUUUUUAAAAAAACAAACAAACAAAAAAACGCAUCAUCUCAAAUGUCUCCCCGUCGGCCAUGUUUUGCUCUCUGCACGGUUUGUGUUCGGGCGCAUUACAUGGAGCGUGGGCGGUGUUUGAGAGACGCUCAGUGAAAUGUCAGGUGGCCCUGUCCGUGCUGCACUGGAGCGUCGAGUCACACGCUGACUGCCAGUCAGAGCUGUGCAUCAGCCAGGGUUAGAUGUGGCACCGUGAGCAUGUGCAGCCAAGGCAGAGUGAAUGUACAACCCACUCGUCUGUGGCCUCUUCAACAUCAGUCAAUCCAGCUAGAUCUCACAGCUAAAACACACCGUCAGGCACGCCAACGAGAGCCCGACUGAUACAUGAGGAUGUUUAUCUAACAUGUAACAAUAUCAGGCUAAUAACUAAUGAGAAGCUGCAGAAAUGCCAAAGGAAUGUUUGAGGGCGUUUAGAAACACUGACACCCACCAGAAAGAAAAAUGUCCGUCCAGUAAUGUGAUUAAUCGAUUUACAAAUAUAGUUGCAGUAAAAGAUAUAAAUUAUUAUGUGUAUUUCUUUUUUUUUUAAACCCUCAAAUACUGAUAUCUGUGUUGGCCUCACACAUCUGGCAUCAGUCUGGCUCCAAUUGCACCCCCUUCCCACUGCACAAACUGGAUUAAAAGGACCACACCAACAGUUUUGCUCGUUAGCCCUUUUUCUAGAAAUCCAGUCUACAUGACAGAUAUCCAUUUUACAAAUCACGCUGUUGUGUUUUGAACCUUUUCACCUGCUGCGCUCACUGGUUUCCAUUCAUUUCUGUACAGUCUACAACAGACGUUUACUGUAACAGUAAACAUAAAGUCUACAGUAUUGUGUUGAAGUGAAAUGAGAUAAUGCAGUGCACACAUUUCAGUGUUAAUCUGCACUUUAAAGGCUUUACUACACAAAUAAUUUAAACUUUAACACAAAUAUCAGACUUGAUGUUGGAGAGUCUGCUAAUUGAUCGUCACCACGGAAAGCAGUGGAGUGAAGGAAAUGUCCAAAAACACAGCAGCAGAACUUGCUGAAAGGUUAGCUGUAAUAUAAAGAGUACAAAGGGGGGUAUUAGUUGUAAAAACAGUGGUAUGAUCCUUUUUGAAGAGCGCCAUGGUUACAGUUGUUAACUUUAGCUUGGAAUCUGUUAAUCCUGUGCUGAAUGAGGAUCAAGUGUUGAUACCGAACUCACGGCCCAAACUCUGAAAUGCCUUUCUUCCUGCAAUCGGUCAUCUGUAACGUGAACUACAGAAACAAAAAGUUCUUUCAGUUUAACUUUUGAAAGACAAUAUGUUCUCAUUUUUUGGGGCGUCUUCAUGCAAAAAGCUGCCUUUGCCGCUGUGGUUGUUGUACAGCUUCGUCCAUGCUCAAACGUUGUCAGCGUCAAUAAAUGGCUAUGCACUGCAAGAAAUAUCUGAACGUUGUGUUUUUGUAGCAGGAGCAGGACGGUGGGGAAGUUUUCUUUCAUACUGGUGCCAAUAGGCUUUUUCAAUACUAAGGGUUUAAUUUUGUUUGAACAUAAAAUAAAUAACUCACAGCCUGAAAGUGGCCAAAAUCUUAUUAAAAUAAAGAGUAAGAAAACAAGACUAAAGAUAUUGAAGCUCAACAACCAGCAUUACUGAGGACAGCUCUACAGAUGUAGAACAAUUCUACUCAGAAAAGAGACAUGAAAUAUGCUGAUUCUUACUGAGAGUUAUCUGAGAUGACUUCAUAUGUGAAGCCACUGCCAGCAGCUGGUUAGCUUAGCAUAGCACAGAGACUGGAAACAGCUAGCCUAGCUCUUGCCAAACGUUGUUUUUUACACUUUGGUUUUUGUUUGGAUUUAACAAACGAGAUAUGAGUUAUUAAUUCGAUUAAUUCCAUAAAUUUCCAAUUUAAUUUGAUAACUUUUGAUCAUACAUCAGGUGAUCUUCGUCAACAAAGAGUUUUCCCCGUUAAAUUGAC
Messenger RNA from Chelmon rostratus (copperband butterflyfish), 3358 nucleotides. It is a transcript of the gene lrrc59, whose product is annotated as leucine rich repeat containing 59. The transcript is spliced from 8 exons. Gene Ontology annotation, molecular function: protein binding. The coding region runs from base 173 to 1147 and encodes 324 amino acids. Lineage: Eukaryota; Metazoa; Chordata; Actinopteri; Chaetodontiformes; Chaetodontidae. The record is from RefSeq and is a predicted model, not a curated record.